Messenger RNA from Brassica oleracea var. oleracea, 1688 nucleotides. Its product is annotated as protein LATERAL ROOT PRIMORDIUM 1. Gene Ontology annotation, biological process: positive regulation of DNA-templated transcription. The transcript is spliced from 2 exons. Gene Ontology annotation, molecular function: DNA-binding transcription factor activity; DNA binding. The record is from RefSeq and is a predicted model, not a curated record. NCBI's taxonomy places the organism in Eukaryota, Viridiplantae, Streptophyta, Magnoliopsida, Brassicales, Brassicaceae. Bases 559 to 1470 code for a protein of 303 amino acids. Gene Ontology annotation, cellular component: nucleus.
AUUAGAGAGAGAGACAGGAAUAAGAAAGAAACAAUCUAGAAGAAGGAAACAAAACAUACAUCAUCACAGAGUUUGUUUUUAAGGGAGAGGCAAGAGAAGAUCCACAAGAGAGUACAAGAACAUAUCAGUUAGUGACAGUAGAUUGCAGUUUCUUCUUCUUCUUCUUCUUCUACAUCACAGAUUUUAUUUUAGAUUUUCUGAAAAAGAAAGAAGCAUUUAUAGGUUUAUGGGUUAUGUACAUUGAAGCUAUUGUGAGCAAAGAGAGAGUUAUUGUUUUUUAAUAUAUAAUCUGUUGGGGUUAGGGUUUUGAUUUAAUCAGCUGUGGCAACGACGAGGAGGCAUAAUCUACCAACGUCGGAUUCCGGUGCCUUCACCGACUGGGCGGCUACGACGACGACAUCUUCACGCGCCACCGAGGAUCUUUCUCUUGGCUUUAAUGCUGGUCCAUCUGUCGCCCACGGUGGUUUAGCCUCAGCUUCCGCCGCCGCCGGCGUUCCAUCAUGGCCUCUCGGAUCCUCUGUCCGUUACGGCCUCCCGUCGUCGCCGGCGGCUGCGGAGAUGGGUAUGGUCGGUCUAAGAGACGUCUACCUUGUUGCUCCGGGGUACCACCACCAGAACGCCGGAGUUGUAUCUGGAUCCGAUCAGAUCAACAGUAAUGCAUCGCUCGGCGUUGGAAUGAUUCCUCUCCUCACGGCGGCUCCGCCGCAUCAGCAAAACGUGGAGGACACCGACAUUAACUUCCUCGGAGACAGCCGGAGAUGGCAGAACAACAACAGCAACCAGACGCAGUAUCUUCACUUCAAGAGUGCUCAUCAGACGGCGGUGGCGUCUAGCUCGAACAACUCAGGCUCUGGCUCGGCCGCGUCGGGAACCGCCACGUGUCAAGACUGUGGAAACCAGGCGAAGAAGGAAUGCAAGCAGAGGCGGUGCAGGACGUGCUGCAAGAGCCGUGGCUUUGAUUGUUCGACUCACGUGAAGAGCACGUGGGUCUCUGCGGCUCGUAGGAGAGAACGGCAGGUCAUGCCCACCGCGUCGACCUCCUCGGGGACCAAGAAGCUGAGGAUCGUUGGGUCUCAACAACAACAACAAGCCACUUCUCAUACUUCAACUUCUAACACGCCUCCUCAGAGUUUCGAUACCAGCUCCAGCCGCCGAGAUGGAGGACCAAGAGAAGCUUGGCCGGGGCAGGUUAGGGCCGCGGCUGUGUUCAAGUGUGUGAGAGUCACGGCGGUGGAGGACGGGGACGACGAGUACGCAUACCAGGCGGUGGUGAAAAUAGGUGGCCAUGUCUUUAAAGGCUUCUUGUAUGAUCAAGGGCUUGAACCUAAAGAAGGUUUUCCUAAUAUGUCAGACUUGCAUUUAGGCGGGGGAGCUGAUAACAAUAACGGAGUGUCUGUUGCCUCACAGCCUAAUCUUGAUCCGCCGCCAAAUGUAUACGGUGGUGGUGGUUCAGGGGGUUUUUACGGUUAAACUGGUGGUGGUUCAGGGGGUUUUUACGGUUAAACUAUCUUAACAAUUUCCUAAUCUUGAUGUUUUUCUUUUUCUUUUUGCGAAUGGGGUUGGAUACAAAAGAAUUGUCCAUGUGGACGAAGUACUACUAAUGCUACGACAAACAUUCUUGGCAGAUGCCUUUUUUUUACCUUAAUUGGUGGAGAAAAGUUGUUAUUUAAAAAAUAUUGUUACGGUCU